Molecule: messenger RNA, 1757 nt
Organism: Polychytrium aggregatum
Lineage: Eukaryota; Fungi; Chytridiomycota; Chytridiomycetes; Polychytriales
Product: kinase-like domain-containing protein
Exons: 8
Coding region: 1-1485 (494 amino acids)
Biological process (GO): intracellular signal transduction; peptidyl-serine phosphorylation
Cellular component (GO): spindle pole body
Molecular function (GO): ATP binding; protein serine/threonine kinase activity
Source: RefSeq, a predicted model, not a curated record
AUGACUGCACACUCAGACUUCCUGGACUACUACUAUGACCUCUUCACCUAUCUCGAGGAGCGCAAGCAACGACUCGAGGAAUUCAAAGAGGAUGUGAAGAUGCUUCCACCAGAGCUGAGGACCAAGGAAUGGAAAUACUACAGCGGCAAGGAACGUGCCUAUCUGCGCAAGCGACGCACCCGAACGCGUCUCGCCAACUUCCACAUCAUCACCCAGGUCGGCCAGGGCGGGUAUGGCCAAGUAUACCUGGCUCGAAAGAAGGACAGCAACGAGCUCUGUGCUUUAAAGAAGAUGAGCAAAAAGCUUCUCCAGCGGUUGGGCGAGGUCCAGCACAUUCUCACCGAACGAGACAUUCUGACUCGAACGCAGUCGCCGUGGCUGGUCAAGCUGCUGUACGCCUUCCAAGAUAUCGAGAAUGUGUACUUGGCUAUGGAGUAUGUUCCAGGAGGCGAUAUGAGGACGCUGCUGAAUAACAGCGGUGUCCUGCGGGAGGAACACGCACGGUUCUAUGUCGCAGAAAUGUUCAUGUCCAUUGCAGCUCUUCAUGCCCUUGGAUACAUCCACAGGCAAGUAGGCCCGGACCUGAAGCCUGAAAACUUUCUCAUCGAUGCAGGCGGGCAUAUCAAGCUGACUGACUUUGGCCUCAGCCGAGGCAACCUGUCGCCCGAGAUCAUUGACUCAAUGCGAUUGAAGCUCAACAAAGUCAAAGAAACUCCGUUUGUCCAGCGAUCGAUCAAGGAGCGGUGGAACAUUCACAAGACCGUCAAGCGCGAGGCGAUGCGGGCAUUUAGUUUGGUCGGCUCCCCGGACUACAUGGCGCCCGAGGUGCUUGCGAACAACAACCAGGGAUACGGACUUGCAGUCGACUACUGGAGUGUCGGAUGCAUCAUGUUUGAGUGCCUCUCAGGCUUCCCGCCCUUUACGGCACCGACCACUGACGACGUGUGGGUCAAUGUGUACCACUGGCAGAGGGUGCUCGAGCGACCUGUCUACACUGGCGUUGACGAAGAGUUCAACCUCACUGACGACGCCUGGGAUCUCAUUACUCGCCUCUUGACGCUCGCGGCUCAAAGGUACACCACGCCGGAUCAAGUCGAGUCCCAUCCGUUCUUCCGGGGCCACAAGAUGCUCCUGCCAGGCACGACCAUGAGCGUGCCCUUUCAGUUCCGCCAUCUGCGCGGCACCGGUUCGGCAUCGAUUACGCCGCCGUUCGUCCCGCGGUUGGCCUCCGAGCUCGAUACAUCCUACUUUGACGACUUUUCGAACCCGAGCGACAUGGCCAUGUACAAGGAAGUCAAGGAGCGCCAGCGUGCACUCGAGUCCAAGAUGAGCGCACCCGGUGGGAAGGGUGCUGCCGGCGGCCAGGAGGACUCGGAUGUUCGCGAGCUCAGGUCGGCCUUUAUUGGCUUCACGUUCCGGCAUAGCGAUAUGAAGAACUGGGGCGAGCGAGAUGUGCAGGUCCGCGGACCAGCCAGCCUUUUCUGACCAGAUGGUGUGUCGUGGCUGUGGCCGUUGUCUGCCACUGGAAGACUUGCACUAUCUGGGCUCAGUUUCAUACGAGACGCCGAUGGGUAUACAGGGCUGUCUCUGGCUCUGGAGGUUUCCUUCGGUAGCAAACUUGAAUAAACAUGCAUUCGUGCGAGAAGGCUCCAGUCCACUCGUCCGCAUUCAUGCAAAGCACGAUGCCUCGCAUCGCUAAAACGAAGCGAGACAGAGCCCAUUCGUGCUCUUCACAUCAGCCGCUGCUUGCUGUUGGU